AUGGCGUCCUUAGAAGUAUAUGCCUCUGAUAUCACCCGAGAGACUGAGGCCGUGUCAUCUCCUCAGGGAUCGUCUCUUUAUGGCAGCCUCAAGAUAUCUGGUAACCAGAUCAGGCUACUGACAAUCACGUCGACCACGCCAGUGAUAUCGUGUGAAAUGGAUAUCACUGAGCUUCAUGAUCAUUUACCAUUCAAUGCGCUAUCCUACGUCUGGGGCGAUCCUAAAGUUACCGAGAUUAUCCUUGUGAACGGACACGAAUACCCAGUAACAACAUCUUUGGCCUCGGCUUUGAGAUGCGUUCCGCAGCACCUCAGUCAAUCGAAACACGCCGCCGGCCAUAAAUUAUGGGUGGAUGCGAUCUGUAUUAACCAAGCUGAUGAUGCUGAGAAGAGCCACCAAGUUGCCAAAAUGGGAGAAAUCUAUUCCCAAGGCGCACUUGUUCUCUGUUGGCUGGGACCCCUAAGUGAUUCGAUAGGUGCUGCCAUCGAUGUUCUUUUGAGUGAUAUUCCCGUUGUGCAAAUGUGGAAAGCGUUUAAGGAGCUUAAUGAUUUGAAGCAACUUCUAGUCGCCGAUAAAAAAUCCGCAAUGCCUAGGCUAGUUGUAGAUCUCGAGAUUUAUGAGCUCGCGAACGCACUUGAACACGCGACUACAGUCAUUGUACGGGCACUACAAGGGCCAUAUGGUUCGGAACUAGGCUUUUGCCGAAAUGACCUGAUCAGGGUACAUCGGGAAGUCGCAGAUUGGCAUGACCGACUCCAAAGACAGGCCAGCAAGCUUGAUGCCAAUGUGAUCAAUGACUCCCAACCAGUGAAUUUUCUGUUGGAACUGGUGUCUUCUAGGGUUCACAAGUUCCAACAGAUAGUCAAAGAGUUCCUUUUCCAAGUGGUUGCUGAUGAAGGGUACGGUCAUAUAUUAUGGCUUAAGGAGUAUCCUUCGCUCUGCACAGUGGAGGAAAUAGUUGGGGAAUGUCACCGAGGUCCCGCUCAACCACUUUUCGACCUUCCAUACUGGAGCCGCAUAUGGAUACGACAAGAAAUUAUUCUCGCAAAACAAGCAGUUUUCAUUUGUGGGCCUCGAUCAUUUUCACUUCAGACGUUGGAAUACUUUUCAGCUUGGUUGGGAUGGAUCUUGAGUCCAUUCAAUUCUGUUUGGCUCCAGAAAGAAAAGCUUUUCAAGCUGGGAUUGGCAUACCAACAAAACUGGAAGCUUCUACAUCACAUCGUUGAAAGUCGUCGAAACCAGGGACUUCCAGUCGGCGAUUGGUUGAGCCAAAGUCAUUUCAAGACCAAUGUCUGGUGCCACUCAUCAGACGCUCGUGCGACCAACCCCAAAGAUUAUUAUUACGGCUUUCUCGGUAUUACAAAGCUCAAAAUUAUCCCUGAUUAUAGCUCAAGCAAGUCUAUCGGAUCUAUCAGCAGGGAAUUCAUGAGCGAAUAUCUCAAAGUCUACCGUGAUCCAUCAUCAUCCAACGAUCCCUUGGGAGGGCCCCUCGGCCUUCUUAUGUUUGCGGGAGUUGGUUAUGGCUGGGAAACAGACCCUGAUAUGCCAUCAUGGGGUCCAAACUUCCCCGGAGAGGCAAAAUCAAAGCCAUCUUCCAGGGGGGAUGCAGAUGCAGUGGUUUCCCCAGGGGACAGGGAUAUUGAGAGUAUUUUUGAAAAAGAACCUCAGGAAAGAAUAACCGGUCCCGACAUGGAGGUUACACUAUAUAUCCUGGAUCGCAUCGAAAUGAUAGGCCCAAGAGUCUCUGACUACGGAAGACCCGAGCUUCGCCAUACAAAAGGCUUGCCAAUAACCUGGGCCUUGGACUUUGCCCUACGUCAUGCGAGCUACGUAUCAGGGGGCCACCCAUUGGCUGCUUUGCGUCAUGUCCUUGAGCCAUUUGGGACUUCUGACAGUAAAGAGACUGAUUUCCCUAUCGAAAACGGUCUGGAGCUUCUGAAGUUUUUGUGUCAUUUCAAUCGUCAAUCUUUGGAGCUUAAAUCGUGCUCUAGAGCCACGUUGGCCCGUCUUUGCUACGUGGAGGAUUUUUUUACACAAGUUCCCGUGAGUGUUUCUUCUCUUACUUUGUGCCCUUGCCUAACUAUCAAGGAUCCCGAUGACCAUGAUGACUCGGACGCAUACACGAAGGCAUGUCGCUACAUUGAAAUCCUCGGCGCCAAGUGUAAGCCGUACAACCAUGCUAUAGCAGAGACAAAGAAAGGCUAUGUUGGGAGGUUUCCCCCGAGGAUACAGGAGGGCGAUUUGGUUUGUCUACUCAAUGGCCUCAACCAAGUAGCCGUUCUGCGGCAAGCUGGUAAGCGUUAUCAGUUUAUUGGGACGUGUUUUGUCGCGGGGUUGACAAAAGUCAAACCUAUUAAGUCAUUAAUCGAUCUCUAUAGCCUGAAGGCCAAGAGGGUCACUUUGAGGUAG
Molecule: messenger RNA, 2409 nt
Organism: Fusarium fujikuroi IMI 58289
Lineage: Eukaryota; Fungi; Ascomycota; Sordariomycetes; Hypocreales; Nectriaceae
Product: related to pisatin demethylase / cytochrome P450 monooxygenase
Exons: 4
Coding region: 1-2409 (802 amino acids)
Source: RefSeq, a predicted model, not a curated record